Messenger RNA from Strigops habroptila (Kakapo), 947 nucleotides. It is a transcript of the gene NKX3-2, whose product is annotated as NK3 homeobox 2. Gene Ontology annotation, biological process: regulation of transcription by RNA polymerase II; cell differentiation. NCBI's taxonomy places the organism in Eukaryota, Metazoa, Chordata, Aves, Psittaciformes, Psittacidae. The record is from RefSeq and is a predicted model, not a curated record. Gene Ontology annotation, molecular function: DNA-binding transcription factor activity, RNA polymerase II-specific; RNA polymerase II cis-regulatory region sequence-specific DNA binding. Gene Ontology annotation, cellular component: nucleus.
AUGGCCGUCCGCGGCGGCAACGCCCUGACGCCUUUCUCCAUCCAGGCCAUCCUCAACAAGAAGGAGGAGCGCGCCCGCCACGCCGCGGGGCGGCCGCCGCCUCCCGGGCCGGCCAGUGGCUGGAGGCUGUGCGGAGCCGCCGAGGACCCGCCGCUGCCAUCGCCCGCAGCCCGCGCUCCGGCCCCGCGGAUGCCGGCGGGCUGGGACUCGGACUCUGCGCUCAGCGAGGACCCCGAGGGCGAGCGACGGUCCGAGGAGGAGAGCGCCGCUGCUAGCUCCCGCCCCGCCGAAGACGGGCGGGGGGCGGCCGGCGGCGACAGAGGAGGCGCAACCCCCAGAGGCGGCGGAGCGGGACGCCGCCGGCCUCAGUGACAGCGAGAUGUCGGCCGCCGUCUCAGAUCGCAGCCCCGCGGAGGAGGAGGACGGAGCGGGCAAGUGGGGAAUCUGUUGCCGGGAGAAGAGGAGGCGGCAGCGCCGAAGCCGCGGAAGAAGCGCUCCCGCGCAGCCUUUUCCCACGCGCAGGUCUUCGAGCUGGAGCGGCGCUUCAACCACCAGCGGUACCUGUCGGGGCCCGAGCGGGCCGACCUGGCCGCCUCCCUGAAGCUCACCGAGACUCAGGUGAAGAUCUGGUUCCAGAACCGGCGGUACAAGACCAAGCGGCGGCAGAUGGCCGCUGACCUCCUAGCCGCUGCCCCCGCCGCCAAGAAGGUGGCCGUCAAGGUGCUGGUGCGCGACGACCAGAGACAGUACCACCCCGGUGAGGUGCUGCGGCCGCCCUCGCUGCUCUCCCUCCAGCCCUCCUACUACUACCCCUACUACUGCCUGCCCGGGUGGGCUCUGUCCACCUGCGCAGCAGCCGCCGGCACCCAGUGAGAGGCAUGAAAACAUACCCCGCAGCACUCCCACCACACACACUGGCAGCCAGGAAACCCAUCUCCCCUCUGUCA